UAGAGUGUUGAGUCUGACUGAGUGUUUUGAGAGCGCCCUCUCUCUGUUGGAGGGUGAACUGCAGUUUAUGGACACAGCACCACUACCAGACUGUAUCAAGAGGCAGCGACCUGGAAGUCCUCGGUCGAUUGGCUGCCAUGGUGGACAAACUGGAAAAGAGCAAGCUCUAUCUAUUAUGGUGUAGGAUGCUGAGUUCAGGGAGGCAGUACUUGGCCGUGUUAACGGGUGUGGAGGAGACCUACCUGCCCCUCUUGGAGGGUCCAGACACCCCGUCCCCCCUCCGGGGGUCCGGGGGGAAGCAGACCUCCUUUUCCACAACUUGGCCAGCUUCAGCGCCUUCCACUCGCAGAACCUCCUCCCAGCCAUGGAGGGAGCUCUACUGCAGAGUCUACUGAAACAGGACCUCUUCAGUAAACGUAGAGAGGUGUUUUUCCAGUACCCUCACUGCAUAUAGUAAGGACCAAACCAGAAAUGGACUCCUUGUUGGUCACUUAGGCUGCAGACUUCUUCAAGCUCAGACUCCUUGCCACCCCUCCUCUCUUUCUCAUGUCCUUCCCCCACUGUCUCCAGUCCCCUACACAGACUGGAACAGUACUGUGAUGUUCUGGAGGAGCUGGGAGGGCUAAACCACUCCUAUGACUCCUUCCUCUCCGUCCUCAGACACGCCCAGCGCCACGGUGAGGACCUCUGGGCCAGCGACCUCAUCGUCGGGUGUCCGUGUCAGAGUGGAGAGGAGAGGGCAGCCUGGACACACGAUAUCACUCAGCUCCUUUGGACCCACACCAUACACAACACAGAGACCAUGCGUAUUGGUCUGUCCAGUAAGAUACUGCUAGAUGUCACAGGAGCACCAGAAACAUCUGAAAUGGACUCUAUCUACAGUCUGAAUGACAGAGUUCACAGUAGCUGUUCAGACUCCUCCUCUGUUGGCAGUCAGAAGGAGGGGGAAUCCCCAGCGUCUGGGAGGGGACACACACAGAGCACUAAAGGAGGCCCCCUCUGCCAAGAAACUGAAGCAUGGCAUAGCAUCACACAUACUACUGAGAAUGGAUUCUCCUCCUGAGUGUGUGUUGGCUCUGUCCUGUGAGCCGCCCCAGUCACCCCCUACACUACCAUCUCUGGACCACAGUCCCCUGGCCUCCCUUCACUCUUGCUCCCAACUCUCCCCUUUACACAGCCUCCUGGACCUGCCUGUCCCCCUCAGUCCCACAGCCCUAUCCCACACCCCAACCUCCGACACCCCAGACACCACCCCCUACUCCCCCCUCUCCCCCUUCCCCCUCAAUCACCACAAUGAAGAAGAGGAUGAAGAGAGGCUGUCAGUCCCUCUGUCCCCCACCCCAGCCAUUGCUCUCUUCCCAGGGGGUCUCCGGGAGGUGUGUAGCCCCUCUCUGGAGAGCUCUCCUCCGGCCACUCCGACAUCGUCAGCCCCUCUCUCAGGGUUCGGGGCCCUGGAGCUGGCUAUGUCCUCCGGGCAGCCGGGUGCCACCUGUAGUGAUGAGCUGGACCUCCAGCUCUUCCAUAAGGACGGGGGGUGUCUGUCAGGAUCAAUUCCUGGGGUGGUGGGUGUUUCUGGGGGUGUGGCCGGGCUCAAGUUCCCCUGCUUGGUGUGUGGGAAGAAGUUCCGCUUUCAGAGUAUCCUGUCGCUCCACGCCCGCGCUCACAGUCUAGACAGGGACCGCCACGCCUCAGCUCUGUACCGGACCGGUACCGCGUCCAGUAGCAUCAUUGGGACGGGAUCCAAGACACAGCUCAAGACCCACCAGAACGACAAGGAUGUCAGGCAGAACCACUACAUCCACCGCCAGAGCCCCCCGCUGUCUAGAUCUCUCACCCAGGGCCAUAGAGGGGAGGACAGGGACAGGGAAGCCCUAGAGGAGGCUCUCCAGAUGGAUCACCAGAUCCUCCAACAGUUCCUGAUGGACGACAGCACACAGCUGACCCCUCUGCUGACCGAGGAGGUGCCCCUCUCUCUCUCGCUCACCUCUCCCUACUCCUCCUGCGGCCUGGGUGGUGUGGGUCCCACCAUCUUGGAAAAAGCUACCGCCGUCACAGCGGCAGCGCCCGCGUUCCGCUGCCAUGCCUGCAAAGGUAAAUUCCGCACCGCCUCGGAGCUGUCUCGCCACGUCCGGAUCCUCCACAACCCAUACAAGUGCACCCUGUGUCCCUUCUCUGCCAGCCAGGAAGAGCGCCUGGCCGCACACCUCCAGGACUGCCACCCCUCCCUGUCCUCCCUGUCCCUCUCCCCACCUGUGGACCUCCCCACCCUGCCCCCCUACACCCCCAGACACAUCCCUAUUGUAACCACCACUACCAUCAUCGCCACCCCCAUUCCAGACGCACCCCUGCCCACCCCCACUAUCACCCCAACCACAGCCCCGGCCCCAGGGGCAUCCCCUCUGCCUGCCUUCUGCUGUGAGACAUGCGGCCAGCGCUUUACCCAGUCCUGGUUCCUGAAGGGCCACAUGAGGAAGCACAAGGACUCUCUGGACCACAAGUGUCAGGUGUGCGGCCGUGGCUUCAAGGAGCCCUGGUUCCUCAAGAACCACAUGAAGGUGCACCUCAACAAGUUGGGCCUGAAGGCCGGUCUGGUGGGGCAGGUGGCCCCUGGCGCCGGGGCUGAACAAGGAGGGCUCAAAGGCUCAGUCACCAACCAGGGCCUCAACGCUCUCUACUCCAGCCUCCUGCUGGCUCGUGGUGGGGGUGGUGGUGGAGGGGGGAGAGGCGGACGAGGAAGGGGCGACAGGGACGGCGCCGGAGUCUCUAGUAAAUCUGCCAUCUUAGGCUACCUGGGGUUGCCUAGCGACGGCGGCGCCAGCUGCAUGGAACGACUCCAGGCAGUGGCUCAGGUUGCGGAGAUGGGGAACGGUAACGGGGGAGGAGGAGGAGGAGGAGGAAGAGAGACAACAAAUGGAGGAGACCAGAUAGCCAUGUGGCAAUUUGUAGCUCGUAGCCUGGUAGCAGCUCAACAGGCCCAGCAGCAGCAGCACCGAGCCACAUCCAGGAGCACCGUGGUGGGGGAAUCUGAGCAGGUCAGGGCCUACCUUGGAGGUCUGGAUCCCCGGGAGGAGCCGUCGUCUUCCGGAGCCCCAUGGGAGUGCCCCGACUGUGGGAAGUUGUUCCGGAGCCUGCAGCAGGUGGUGGCGCACGCCCGCGUCCACGUCCAGCGGCCCCAGAAGAGCCACGGUCACCCCCCGCGCCACACCGGGGGAGGAGAGGAGGAUGGAGGGGGGAGCCGGGUUGCAGAAGGACGAGGAGGAGGGAGAGGAAGUAGUACUGAAAGAAGACAGGAGUCCAAACUUCAAAGCGGAUCUCAGCAUCAGCAUCAACAAGCAGUAGUCGGAGGGUUCCACUCAGUGAUGUCACAGUUCCAAGGAGAGAAUGGUCUGUCUGGCUCUUCGUCAGGCUCUUCGGUGAGCUCUAGGGAGCGUGUGCGAGGCACGGGGGUGAAAGACUGCCCCUAUUGCAGUAAAGCUUUCCGCUCUUCCCAUCACCUUAAAGUGCAUCUGAGAGUUCACACAGGGGAGAGACCGUAUAAAUGUCCCCACUGUGACUACGCUGGCACCCAGUCAGGCUCUCUAAAGUACCACCUCCAGAGGCACCACAGAGAACAGAGGAACACCAUGGGAGCCUCUUCAUCCACCGCCUCCUCACCAGGCCUCACCACCGCCUCCCUGGGCAGAGGAGGAGCUCCACAGGGGGAGGGGAGGGAGGGGAUGGCCAAGCAGCGCCGGCCCCAGAGCCUCAACCACAGCUCGGCCACUAGAGGCCCAGAGGAGACGCCUUCCUCCAGGCACAAUCAGCACCAGCCCUGGAUACUGGGCCUCCCCGAGCAGAGAGACAGGGAACACGCGAAGGCCAUGGCGGGACUGAGAGAGGCAGAUCUGGAGAGCCAGUACCGGUAUCUGUCCGGGGUGAUGGGGGCUUUGUACCAGGGAGGGAUGGAGGGAGGGUGGACGGGGGAGUCACCAACCUCCACCCCCACUCCAACCCCACCAAAGGUGCCCAAAUUGUCCCGCCGCAAACCGCUCACCACCAGCCGUAUGGUGCCAGCUAAUGGGAGGGAGCGGAAGGGAGGGGGGUCAGCUCCUCGGGGUUCCCAGGAGGGAGGGUUGUUGUCCCAGCCCCUGGACCUCUCCCGCCGCCCCUCUCCUGGGCUCGGAGGUCUGGAGGAGGAUGGAGUACCAGGAGGAGGUGGAGGAGCAGGAGAUACCCUCAACCAGUGCCUGUUCUGUCCCUUCCGCACCUCCUCGGCCGAGCUCAUGGCCAUGCACCUCCAGGUCAACCACACCAGCAAGUCCAGGCGUAAGAGGAGGGCCCCCAUCCCCACCGCCCUGGGUGACCACGGGCCUCAGAGGCCUCCCCAACCCCAGGCCGACCCCAACCCCCUGGCCCUGUGGAGGUAUCUGAGCGAGGCUGAAGACCGGGCCCCCCUGGAGGAGUGGGCCUCAUCCAGGAUGGAGAGGGGGAGGGGGAGGGGGACGGAGAACGGCCUCACACCAGAGGAAGGGGACCUCGAGGGUCGCUACGACCACCACCACCCCGAGGCUUCUAACCGGGCCUCCACCACAAUCAGGAAAAAACAGAGUGGCCUCGCCGGUAGUAGGAAGUUGGAUGAGGAAGAGGAGGAAGAAGAGGAAGAGGAGGAAGAAGAGGAUUUGGAAGGGGAGAGCAUUAGUCCUGGGGAUUCUCCUAGAGAGCAUGGGAUGAGGAUGUCUCUCACCAUGUCACCUUCCCUCGGCUCUGACCGUCUAACCAGAGGGGAGGAAGGAGUGAUGGGGGACUAAACAACAACAACAAUGUCAUCCUGCAGAGUGAAGGGGAAAAGCGGUUCAACUAGACAUGAAGGAAGUUGUUUGGGGGUCAUAGGUUGGAUGUCAAGUUCAUAUCACCUCUUUUAUAUAGUUCAAGGUCAUUGUCAAGGUCACGACCCCUGACCCUUGACUUUCAAGGGCCAUGGACUGAGAACCAUGUCCAUGGAGAGGGUCAUGUAAACAACAGCUCACACACCUCUUUAGGAACCCCUUUUAAACAUCCUCCAUUUUUACCUCUCUUCUUUUAAUAUUUACAUCCCGGGAGUUCAGUGCAGUCCUCUCCAUUUUCCCAACCAACCAAAACCCCCCUUGUACAAACACACAGUACAGUGUAGGACUUUUGAGGCCUUCUCUUCUAUAUUUCAACGUUACCUGUUUUCCAUUCCAUCUCCUACCAAGAGGGCUAAUUGUGAUGAUUUGAUCGAGAUUGUCCACUUGCUGCUGUGAGUCUUAAUAUUAGUAUGUGAGCAAAAAGAAACUGUGACCUCCUACUAUUCCAGAGAACACAAAAAGGAUUUUAUCAGACCUUAUACUUCAUGUUUCGAGAAUAAUAAUACUUAUAAGAGUAACGUUGUUGAUUAGUUAUACAACCCACCGCUGUGAAUGGAGGAAAUCUUUAGCAGAACAAGUGUCAAAAUAAGCCAACCUUCAUCAUUACUGCCGUUUAAAUAAGAUACCACUUCUUGACACUUUCAAGGUCAUAUUAUGGUCUGUUCAAGAGCACCGAUUCGGAAGCGCGGUUCAACCCGGAACCAUUCAAGCUGUCAACUCAAGCUAAUCAAUCCAGCUGUCUGCAACAACAACAAAAAACACAACAGCAGAAACAGGAGCAACUUUUUAACAGACAACUAUUGACAAUGAAAAUGAUCAAGGACAAGAUGAUCCUGGACCCUGUUAUCACUGCCUCUCAUUGGUCGGAUGGCUGUUCCAAGGUCACCACGGGAACAGAGGAGCAGUUUGUCAUUUCCUGUUUUCCCCUCAGUUUAGUGCCUGUCUAUGUAUGGUAUGUCGUCAAGGGAGAUCUACAGUAUAGACCAGUGUUUCUGGGCUCUUAUAGAACAAUGAUAUCUGAGUAUACAGUAUAAAGCUAAAGUAUAUAUGUUUAAAAAAUGGUUCUAGGGUAUUGUGAAUAGAAAGCUGUAGUGGUAUACAAAGUGGUGUGGAUCUGUCUCUCGUUACAAGAGACCGAUAGCAUCUCUCUGUGGCUUCUGUGAAAAGAAAAAGAUAAAGCACUUAGUUGAUGAUGAUGAAACAAUAGAUAUACAUAUUGAAUCAAAAGAGAUCAAGGCGAAAGGUCAAGAAGUGAAAAUGUAGGUGAAAGGUCAGAGGUCAGUGUUUACAGCAGAAAUGCCAGCAUGUUCAGAGUCGGACGUGGGAUAGCGGUUAUUUCUUACGUUGUCGUGGUGACCAACUGACAACUGAACAAACAGAAGACUGUUUUGGGGGACACGGGACCGACAGACAGACUGUGCAUCCCGAACACAAUCAGCUGACACGUCUGGUCAGGUGACCAAGGCUCCACGACCGUGUCACACUCUUUCAUUUCAUUCCUUUUACCAGAAAAAUUAAAAAAACAAGGGGGAGGAAAAAUGGAGGAGAGAAAAGAGUAAGUUCCCUCACAGAGCGGGGGACCGAAGCUGAGAAAGGAAACUGUUGUACUCUUGGGGUACGCCGUCUUUUAGAUGACUAGAUUCAUUUCUUUUUAAGAGAAGAAGAAGAACAGUAGAAAAGAGUAGGCAUUAAAAAAACUAACAAAUCCAUAGAUACAUUCCGGUAGAAUGUGUAGCUUUUGUAAAGACAAGAAGAUAAGAAAAAAAUCCCUUUGUUUAUUUUCAUUUCAAGAAGAGAAGCUUACAGAGAAGGUUAUGAAUAUAGGUAAUAAUAAUAAAUAUAAGGCUUGUUGUUGUGAGGAAAACACUAGUUGGAAUGUCUGUCUAUCAGGGUUAGGGUCAAUUCCAUUUCAAUUCCAAUCAAUUCAGAAAGUCAACCCGAUUCCAAUUCCAAAUUUUCCCCAUUGAAGAGAAUUGGAAUUUCAGUUUACUUCCUGAAUUGACUGGAAUUUAAAUGGAAUUAACCCCAACCCUGCUGUCUAUAAAGAGCACUGUGCAAGGUUUAUCAUUUCCCAAAGUAGUCAUUUUAUUUUGACUUUAUCGAUAGACCAAACCUAUAUCUUAUGAAAAUGUAAUGAGUCACAUUCUGUUGGAGUAAACAGCUGCCGUUUCCAUCCCCUCGCCCCGAUAAAUCAAUCAAUCAAUCAAUAAUCAAAUCAAUCAAUAAUCCAAUCAAAACUUUAUUGUGAUGUUAUUAUUAAGUGCUUGUAUGAGAUUCAAGUUGACAUCACAAAAUAUAAUUUCAUAUCAAAAUAUGAAGCUAUACCUAGUAUCACAUACCAUAGCCAUGGUAUUGUCUUAGAGCAUCAUACCACACACAGUUCUGCACACAGUGAACAUGCAAACAUAAAAAAUAUAAAAAAUCCCUACUCAUGAUUGUAAACAUCACUAAACUAUAUUUGAUUGGAUAAGUCCUGCCUUCCCGCCCUCUUUGCCCAUUGGUUGACGGCGAGAGCAUGGGAUCGGAACCGCAGCCUUACUUUUGGUUUACGUGUUUUACUUCUAUCCUCAUUAGAGCGCCUUAUAUGAGUUUAGAAGUUCCCUAAGUGGUGUUUCCUUAAAGAUAGGCUACAUCCAUAACUGCACUCUAUUCCCUGUAUAGUCCGUUACUUUUGACCAGGACCAUUGAGCCCCUGGUCAAAACUAGUGCUAUGAACCCUGAUCGAAAGUAGUGUACUAUUUAGGGAAUAGAGUGCCCGUUUGGAUGUAGACUCUAGUGUCAAAGCCACCGUGCCUUCUGUGUCAAGCACUUCCUGGAUUUGGUAUUUUGUAAGCUCACCAAAAGCACUUAGCCCACAUCUGUCUCUCUCUCUCUCUCUCUCUCUCUCUCUCUCUCUCUCUCUCUCUCUCUCUCUCUCUCUCUCUCUCUCUCUCUCUCUCAUCCUCUUUCUCUCUCAUCCUCUUUGUGACCUCCGAUUUUGUUCUGUCUACUCCCUCCCCUUUUCAAUCCCUUUAUCCUUUCAUGUCUGUAUGCAUGUCUCUCUCUCUUCUUCCUCUCUUCUGUAACCUGUUACACUCUCUCUCUCUUCUCUACCUCCCUUCCAUAACCUCUCUCUCUUUUCUUCCUCUCUUCCGUAACCUGUUACUCUCUCUCUCUCUUCUCUACCUCCCUUCCAUACCCUCUCUCUCUCUUCUUCCUCUCUUCUGUAACCUGUUACACUCUCUCUCUUCUCUACCUCCCUUCCAUAACCUCUCUCUCUCUUCUUCCUCUCUUCCGUAACCUGUUACUCUCUCUCUUCUCUACCUCCCUUCCAUACCCUCUCUCUCUCUUCUUCCUCUCUUCUGUAACCUGUUACACUCUCUCUCUUCUCUACCUCCCUUCCAUAACCUCUCUCUCUCUUCUUCCUCUCUUCCGUAACCUGUUACUCUCUCUCUCUUCUCUACCUCCCUUCCAUAACCUCUCUCUCUCUUCUUCCUCUCUUCUGUAACCUGUUACACUCUCUCUCUUCUCUACCUCCCUUCCAUAACCUCUCUCUCUCUUCUUCCUCUCUUCUGUAACCUGUCACCCUCUCUCUCUUCUUCCUCUCUUCUGUAACCUGUUACACUCUCUCUCUCUUCUCUACCUCCCUUCCAUACCCUCUCUCUCUCUUCUUCCUCUCUUCUGUAACCUGUUACACUCUCUCUCUUCUCUACCUCCCUUCCAUAACCUCUCUCUCUCUUCUUCCUCUCUUCUGUAACCUGUCACCCUCUCUCUCUUCUUCCUCUCUUCUGUAACCUGUUACACUCUCUCUCUCUUCUCUACCUCCCUUCCAUAACCUCUCUCUCUCUUCUUCCUCUCUUCCGUAACCUGUUACACUCUCUCUCUCUUCUCUACCUCCCUUCCAUACCCUCUCUCUCUCUUCUUCCUCUCUUCUGUAACCUGUUACACUCUCUCUCUUCUCUACCUCCCUUCCAUAACCUCUCUCUCUCUUCUUCCUCUCUUCUGUAACCUGUUACACUCUCUCUCUCUUCUCUACCUCCCUUCCAUACCCUCUCUCUCUCUUCUUCCUCUCUUAUGUAACCUGUUACUCUCUCUCUCUCUUCUCUACCCCCCUUCCAUAACCUCUCUCUCUCUUCUUCCUCUCUUCUGUAACCUGUUACACUCUCUCUCUUCUCUACCUCCCUUCCAUACCCUCUCUCUCUCUUCUUCCUCUCUUCUGUAACCUGUUACACUCUCUCUCUCUUCUCUACCUCCCUUCCAUACCCUCUCUCUCUCUUCUUCCUCUCUUCUGUAACCUGUUACACUCUCUCUCUUCUCUACCUCCCUUCCAUACCCUCUCUCUCUCUUCUUCCUCUCUUCUGUAACCUGUUACACUCUCUCUCUCUUCUCUACCUCCCUUCCAUACCCUCUCUCUCUCUUCUUCCUCUCUUCUGUAACCUGUCACUCUCUCUCUGUGGCACCAUUAGAAGGUGAUGAUGUGUACUAUCUGGUAUUGAGGCCUUUUAUUCUUAGAUUUGUAUUGUCAGUUUGUGUGAUGUUCGUACGUUUGUUUGACAUUUGAUGCCUGAUGAGAUGGAGUCUUCUUAUAAUUAUUAUUAUUAUUGCUUUGGCAUUAUUAUGGAGAAGAAAGAAAGAAAAAAAGAAAAAAAUGUGUUGUUUAAUGUUGUACAGAACAUUAUAGCACUAGAGAUGUUGUGUUUUUAAAAAGAGAGCAUAAACCCAAGUGCUAGUCCCGCCCACUCCUCCCUCCCAUUGGCAGAUAGGACAAGUGCCCUGCCAACGAUAGGAGAAGUGACCUAAAUGUAACUGACUUGCCCUCAAACUGACAAACAUGUUCGAGCCAAUGAAUCUAAUCCACAUCAUACUCUUAAAUUACCCACAGAAUAUGUCAUAUUUGUAUUUAAAUGCUUUAACCAGGCAAGUCAGUUAAGAACAAAUUCUUAUUUACAAUGACGGCCUUCCCCAGCGAUGCUGGGCCAAUUGUGCGUCGCCCUAUGGUACUCCCAAUCACGGCCAGUUGUAAUACAGCCUGGAAUCUAACCAAGGUCUUUAGUGACGCCUCUAGCACUGAGAUGCAGUGUCUUAGACCACUGCACCAAUUUGGAGCACUAUAUAUAAUGUGAUAAUAUGUGAUAAUAUGAAUGUCCCAGACAGGCAACAGGCAAUCUUAAAUAUUUCCUCAAUUGCUUUUUGCACUGAAAAUCUCCCUGAAACAUGCUUGAAAUAUUUUAAUUGGUUCCUAGCUACACUCACCAGACAGUUUAUUAGGUACACCUAUCUAGCACCAGUUCGGACCCCCCUUUUCCUCCAGAACUGACUAAAUUCUUGGGUCAUUCUACAAGGUGUCAGAAAUGUUCAAAAGGAGAUUGGUCCAUGCUGACACGAUAGCAUCACGCAGUUGCUGCAGAUUGGACAGUGGUACAGCCUGUUCCUUCUCACCCCAAAUAUGUUCUAUUUGGUUGAUGUCUGGGGACUGCAUAGGCCACUCAAGUACAACUCACUGUCAUGUUCCAGGCAAUGUUUUUCCACUCCUCAGUUGUCCAGAGUUGGUGAUUGCGUGAUCACUGGAGACGCUUCUUCUUGUUUUUAGCUGAUAGGAGUGGAACACUUUGUUGUCUUCUGCUGCAACUGCCCAUCCGUGACAAGAAGUUGUGCGUUCCGAGAUGCCGUUCUGCACACCACUGUUGUAGUGCGCCGUUAUUUGUCUGUUUUUCGGCCCACCUGUUAGUUUGCAUGAUUCUUGCCAUUUUCCUUCGAUCUCUCAUCAACGAGCUGUUCUUGCCCACAGAACUACCGAUGACUGGAUGUUUUUUUAUUUGUAGCACCAUUCUCAGUAAACCCUAGACACAAAGCCCAGGACGGCAGCCGUUUCUAAUAUAUUGCUUCUGGCAUGUUGAUCAUAUCACGCCCAAAGUUGCUUAGGUCACUCGUUUUGCCCAUUCUAACGUUCAGUCGAACAGUAACUGAAUGCCUUGGUGCCUGUGUGCCUGAUUUAUAUAGCAAGCCAUUGCCACAUGAUUCACUGUCUAUAGGAGCAAUCCAUUUUGUACCUAAUAAACUGUCCAGUUAGUGUAUAUUGUUGACCCUUAAUUUCUUAGUUGUUUUUUUCAAAGAAAAAAAACUAUAGUGGUGUGUGAGGGCAUCCUAUAGUGAUAGGUUGUGUCCCAAAUGGCACCGUAUUCCCUAUUAAAUGCCCUGCUUUUGACCAGGGCCAUAGGGCUCUGGUCCAAAGCAGUGCACUAUAGGGUGCCAUUUGGUCCAACACCACCGUCUGUUGGAGAGGUGGAGGGAAGUGCUGGGUUUGGGCUCUUGUGUAGAUUACUGCCAUUGCAGUGAGGGAAAAAUGUACCUAACAUAGUAGUAACUAAUAAUAUGAGUUUGUGGACAGAGUUAAAAAACAACAUUAGAGAUGAAUAAACGCAAAGAAAAACAA
This is a messenger RNA of Oncorhynchus keta (chum salmon), 11277 nucleotides long. Its product is annotated as zinc finger protein 219-like. Gene Ontology annotation, biological process: regulation of DNA-templated transcription. The record is from RefSeq and is a predicted model, not a curated record. Gene Ontology annotation, molecular function: RNA polymerase II cis-regulatory region sequence-specific DNA binding; DNA-binding transcription factor activity, RNA polymerase II-specific. Bases 888 to 4787 code for a protein of 1299 amino acids. Gene Ontology annotation, cellular component: nucleus. Lineage: Eukaryota; Metazoa; Chordata; Actinopteri; Salmoniformes; Salmonidae. The transcript is spliced from 14 exons.